Cladocopium goreaui is the source of this 970-nucleotide messenger RNA. The record is from the annotation of a GenBank genome assembly. Lineage: Eukaryota; Dinophyceae; Suessiales; Symbiodiniaceae.
AGCGCAGUCUUUUAAAGGGGCCCCGCUGAGACUGACGAAGUCAGCCACAGAACCAAUGCACACCUUCAGUGUUGAGGACGGAGACGCAGCGACAAUGUCGUCAACAGCCCAGAAGAACAGAUUCGCAUCCAGCUGGUUCGCUUUGCGCCUCGCUGGCAUGCUGUUGAUUGGCCUGGUGCUGGGAGCUGUGGUGGCCGCGGCCAGCCACUUCUCAUUUGCCAAUGCCAUGGCCGGCAACCGCGACGACGGCAUGCGCCCAUUCACGGAGCCUUCGCCGGCCACGGCAUCCACUACGCUGGCACCGGUGCUCGGUGAUGGCACUGCAGUGGAAUGGUGGUUCGCCUUCAAGCCCACAACGGCAGCGUUUCCACGCUGUUCAAGAAAUGUGAGCUGCAUGUUUGGAGGCGAAGCUAUGGCAUUCGAAAACCCACCCAGGUUCGGCUUGCAAUACAUCUUGGCCUCGCGCGGGCUGGAUGGCACCACCCAGCCAUUGCAGCUGCAUAGCGAUUGCAUUGGCAACGGAGAGGACCCCUUGGCCAAGACCUUUCAGCAGGAUCAGAAAGGAGACACUUUCCUCAAGCUGUCUGCGACCAACUUCACCAUCAAUAGCCUGAUCUGUGGCAAAGCUGCCAGGAAUGCUUCUCUUGCUGGUGGCCCGAAGAUGCAAGAGCUGAAGAAUUUGAGAAAUUCCAAGCUGUCCCACACUCCUGCAGAAGUUCAAGAUGAAGAACCUCCUGCAAAGAGGAGAAGGAGCAUGGAGACAGUUGUGGAGGUGGAUGUACAUGGAACUUUAGUUUCCUUGCUGUGCCCCUCCAAAAGGCCACAGGUGGCAGAUGUGAUGGUGAAGAUGGAUCCACAGAUGCUGUCAGCUGUCUUCAAGUUCCUGUUGCCUGACUGCUUGGAAGAAACUGCCUCCAGAUCUUACAAAAAGAGUGGAGCCUUUGCCAAGGACAAGCAGAAGGAAGACUGA